AUGAGUGACUCCAAGUUAGAAUUUAAUAUUAAGCAUGCCGGUAAGAGCUAUCCAAUUUCGUUGGGUAAUAAUGCUACUGCUGGAGAACUAAAGUCUUGUGUUGAAGACUUGACGAAGGUUCCAUUAUCACGUCAGAAAUACAUGGUAAAAGGUGGUUUAGUAGAUGAUAGCGCAAAACUUGUCGAUGUGAUUAAACCGGGAUCCACUUUGAUGUUAUUGGGUACUGCAGAUGCAGGAUUGGUAUCUAAACCAGCUGAAAAAAAUCAAUUUAUUGAAGAUUUGGCACCAGAAGAACAAUUGCAAAGGAGUAGUGAUUUACCCAUUGGUUUCCAAAAUAUGGGUAAUACCUGUUAUUUGAAUUCAACUUUACAAGCUUUGUACAGGAUAAAACCUUUGAGAGAAUUGAUUUUAAGUUAUAAUGGUUCUGAAACUGCUACCUCAUCAGCAGCGGACUCUACAGUUGAAUCGCAUAAGAAAAUUGUAUUAGAGUUGCAGCGUUGUUUCCAAAAUUUGAAGAAUAAAAGUUUUAAAUCAGUAAUGCCUAUGGUUCUUUUAACUGCGUUGAGAAAAUGUUAUCCACAAUUUGCUGAACGUGAUUCUCAAAUGGGCUUUUAUAAGCAACAAGAUGCAGAGGAGCUUUUCACGCAGUUGUUUCAUUCCUUAAGUGUUGUAUUUGGUGAUAAAUUUGAAGAUGAAUUUAGUAUAAAUUUCAAAACGACAACUACGGAUAGUGCCAAUGAAAAUGAUGUCAGUGUGAAGGAAGAAUCUGACACUAAAUUACAGUGUCACAUUUCAAGUAAUACCAACUUUUUGAAAAAUGGUCUCGUAGAAUCAUUGCAUGAAACUAUAGAGAAAAGAUCUGAAUUUACUGGGGCUAAUUCCAAAUAUGUGGUUGAUAAGCAGAUUACUAGACUGCCCAAAUAUUUGACGGUUCAGUAUGUGAGAUUCUUCUGGAAAAGAUCAACCGGUAAAAAAUCCAAAAUUUUACGUAAAGUUUCAUUCCCAUUCCAAUUGGAUGUUUCCGAUAUGUUAACACCAGAAUACAUGAAAGAGAAGAUUAAAGUUCGUGAUGAAUUUAGACGCAUAGAGAAGGAAAAAGCGGAAAAAGAUCGUGAUUCUAAGAGACGUAAAAUCGACAGUAGUAAUGGUUCAAAUCUAAGUUCAAUGACCCCACGUGAGAGGUAUGAAACCGAACAGGCUUUGGCUCAAAGUGAAAGAGAGCAUUGGGAAGCCGAAUUUAAGAAACAUACGCCAAGCGAGGUAACUGAAGGUGAGAAUCCUUCUUCGCUAUAUGAGUUAGUAGGUGUCAUAACUCAUCAAGGUGCAAAUUCAGAAUCUGGUCACUACCAAUCAUUUAUUAGAGAUGAUUACGAUGAGGAUAAAUGGUAUAAAUUCAAUGACGAUAAAGUUAGCGUCGUAGACAAAGAAAAAAUUGAAUCUCUAAGUGGUGGUGGUGAAAGUGACAGUGCACUAAUAUUGAUUUACAAGGGCUUUGGCCUAUGA
Molecule: messenger RNA, 1503 nt
Organism: Zygosaccharomyces rouxii
Lineage: Eukaryota; Fungi; Ascomycota; Saccharomycetes; Saccharomycetales; Saccharomycetaceae
Gene: UBP6
Product: ubiquitin-specific protease UBP6
Exons: 2
Coding region: 1-1503 (500 amino acids)
Biological process (GO): protein deubiquitination; proteasome-mediated ubiquitin-dependent protein catabolic process; regulation of proteasomal protein catabolic process
Molecular function (GO): cysteine-type deubiquitinase activity; proteasome binding; protein binding
Source: RefSeq, a predicted model, not a curated record